This is a messenger RNA of Lutzomyia longipalpis, 696 nucleotides long. It is a transcript of the gene LSm-4, whose product is annotated as COMM domain-containing protein 5. The record is from RefSeq and is a predicted model, not a curated record. Bases 56 to 673 code for a protein of 205 amino acids. Gene Ontology annotation, cellular component: nucleus. The transcript has 2 exons. Lineage: Eukaryota; Metazoa; Arthropoda; Insecta; Diptera; Psychodidae.
UACGCUUUGUUUACAAAAUCAGAUAAAAGUUUAUAAAAUUAAUUAUUAAAAAAAAAUGUGGUGUACUAAUGAAAAUAAUGAAAGUAAUUCCUUGAAUUCCAUUAAAACCUCUUCUCUCAGCAAAGCUGAUGUGAAAAUCCUUGUGCAACUUGCAGUGAAUGCCAUCGAUAGCAAAGAAUGCCCCAUUGAGAAGCAGAUAGCAGCUAGGAAUAAACUCAUCAGCUCCUCAAAUACCAAACUCAGCAACAUCCAGUUUGCCGAGCUCUUUGGCACUGUUCUGGAGAUCAUCCGGGAGUACUUGAGGAAAACUAAAGAAUUCGAUAAGAAGGACAUUCUCAGGAGUCUGCUGCAAGAGCACAAAUUCCCCGAGGAUUGCAUAGAGGAGGUAUGCUCUACUCUUUGGAAGCACAGAGAUUUUAUGCUGCAGAAAUUUUAUGAAUUCAAAACUGUUAAUGUUGCCCCAACAAUCACCUGGCGCAUCAACAUAUCCAUGAUUGGUGAUUCCCAAACGAGGAUCUCUGAACCAACAAUUGUGCUGGAAGUUGCAUAUCCCAAUGGUAGGAUCACGGCAUUUGAGAUCAAUAAAUUCAUGUUCCAUCGACUACGCUACAGUGUUGCUCAACUCCUGAAAUCAAUGCAUGCAAUCGAGGCAAAAGUCAUUGUGAAGAAUUAAUAGAAUAUUAUUUUUUAGCUAAA